GCUGGAGUGAGGUGCUGCAGCAGCAUGAUUUCCCCAAGAGCCUGGCUGGUGAAGGCUCCAAAGCAGUCCUGUUGAGCGACUUGGGAGGAUUAUGCUAUGGGAACAAAACAUGUUCUUAUUCAUUCUAACCUACUCAACUGGCUCUAUUUGCAUUGCCUCAUUCAUCAAAUGCUGUCACUCGAUAUUGCUUAAUCCAAGUGUGUGUAUAUAAGCAGAGUUAGAAUAUAACUGCCUCAACUACUACCAAAUGACGACAGGAAACCUCAUCAUUGGAAACCAGCACUUCAUUGUUUAUAACUUAGGUUGAGACAAUUGAACUAAUACUAUAUUUAAUCCAACAGACGCCUGAAAAAUAAGGCCUGAAAUGAAGUAUUCAACCACCAAAAUUCCCCCAGCAAAUAUGAACAACUCAGCAGGAAAAGCCUCGGCAAAAUCUCCCAGGUUGAGAAAAUCCCAACAGAAGGGCAAAGAAAUUUGCCAGGUGUACUUUAUGCAGCUACGCUCUGGCCUUAUCAUAGAAAAAAAGAGCUGUUACUUUAGGAAAGAAACCACUGAAAGGCAUUCACCAAACUCAGCUGAAGAUUACAAAGAGCCAAAUCUGCUAUUCGCUACCUGUCGGAAUCGCCUGCAACACUUUGAACGAUCAGCGGGGGCCUCUGCCUUUAAUAAAUCUAUGGUCCAGGAAAAUACUAGAAGAAUUGAUGAUUCAAGAAUCCUAGGUGUGACUGGUUACAGGGGUGGUGUAGAAUAUCGUUCUGUUUCCCUGAGCACAUACGACAAUCAAACCAUUACUUUUGUUGUUGGUGAUGAAGGUUAUGACAUCAAUGUUGACGAUUUGGGGACAGAAGAUGAGAAAGACAAAGUGUUAUUCCAUUUCUAUGACUCACAGCCACCUGCAAGUGAAACAGGUGAUGAUGUUGAUGGUCACAAAGUAAUGGUAAGGAUGAGUCCUGCAAAUAACAAAGACUUUUUGCUGCAUGCCGAGGAGCACUCUGUGAAGGUACAAAAGUACGAAAAUUCGUUGCCAGACCAGACCUUAUUUCUUCUUCAUAAAGAGCUCGGGCCCUCAAAAUGCGUUUCCUUUGAAUGUAACAGCAAACCUGGAGUGUAUCUAGGAGUAGAGGGUAACCAUCUUGCUCUAAUUGAAUCAAAUGACCAAACUGCACAUUUAAGAAGAGAGAAUAUCAUAUUUAAGCUCUCUGAAAUGUAAGAUGUUGGAAAGUUGUGAAUCCUGGGUUGAGUAGCCCAAAGAGCUACCAUUGAAGAAAUUGUCAAAAAAAAAAAAAAAGAGAGACA
This is a messenger RNA of Myotis myotis, 1296 nucleotides long. It is a transcript of the gene IL33, whose product is annotated as interleukin 33. The transcript has 9 exons. Lineage: Eukaryota; Metazoa; Chordata; Mammalia; Chiroptera; Vespertilionidae. Gene Ontology annotation, biological process: positive regulation of cytokine production; L-arabinose metabolic process; positive regulation of inflammatory response. The record is from RefSeq and is a predicted model, not a curated record. Gene Ontology annotation, molecular function: cytokine activity; alpha-L-arabinofuranosidase activity. Bases 365 to 1210 code for a protein of 281 amino acids.